AUGCAAGAACUACGGCUUUGCUGGACGGGUGAUUUGGAGAAAUUGAAGCUUUUUGUAAGCAAGAAUGUUGAUUUUGUCGGCGUAUGGACUUCACCAGGCAAUGAUAAAAAAAAAUACAGUGAUGGUUAUAGCUCAAUAUCCUGGCGCAAAUCCAAGAAAGUGUUGGAAAUAGAAGGCAGAGACAGGAACCUGAUAACAGCUAAGUUGUGUACAAUGUUAUGUAAUGAUUUCGAUCCUGUACAGUCAAGCAAAAGCGACAACUAUUGCGAAUUCCCUUCCACAAGCAAUGAAAUGCUUGUUGAAUUGGAGGGCGUUAAACUCGAUGUAACAAUUACUGAGAAAGAUAUUCGU
Messenger RNA from Paramuricea clavata, 351 nucleotides. The record is from the annotation of a GenBank genome assembly. Lineage: Eukaryota; Metazoa; Cnidaria; Anthozoa; Malacalcyonacea; Plexauridae.